This is a messenger RNA of Austrofundulus limnaeus, 1543 nucleotides long. RefSeq names its product PDZ domain containing 1 (gene pdzk1). Gene Ontology annotation, cellular component: apical plasma membrane. Gene Ontology annotation, biological process: protein localization to plasma membrane. Gene Ontology annotation, molecular function: signaling receptor binding; protein-membrane adaptor activity. The record is from RefSeq and is a predicted model, not a curated record. Lineage: Eukaryota; Metazoa; Chordata; Actinopteri; Cyprinodontiformes; Rivulidae.
UGUGUGGGGGGGUGUGUGUGUGUGCGUGUGUGUGUGUGUGUGUUAGGACAUGGCCACAUGCAAGCCAAGAGUGAUUUCUCUGAACAAGAAGCCAGGUCAGACAUUUGGCUUCUAUCUGAGGGCAGAGCAAAGCGAGGAGGGUCACCUGAUUCGCUGCCUGGAAAUGGGAGGUCCAGCUGAACUGGCUGGUAUGAAAGAUGGAGACCGCAUCAUCCGAGUCAAUGGAACAUUUGUUGAUGGACUGAACCAUUCAGAGGUGGUGGACCUGGUGAAAAACAGUGGAGCCUCUGUCACAUUCCACAUUCUGGAUGAAUCAUCCUAUAAGCAAGCUAAAGCCCUUGGAGUGAACCUUUCUGACCCACAAAGCACGCCUGUUACCAAUGGAGGGACAAAAGGGGCUCCAAAACCCAAACUCUGCUACUUGGUCAAGUCUAGCUCAGGAUAUGGCUUUUCUAUUCGCUCAGUUACAGGUGAGCAGGGUGUGUAUAUGACUGAGGUGGCUCCAGGAGGUGUGGCAGACAAAGCAGGAGUCCAAGUCAAAGAUCAUCUGCUCGAAGUCAAUGGGGAGAACGUGGAAAAGUCCUCUCAUGAUCAAGUAGUGGAAAAAAUCAAGCAGGGCGGGAAUAGCAUCAUGUUUCUACUGGCUGAUGAGGAAACCAAAACUUUCUAUCAGAACAAACGUGCAAAGAUGGGUUCACGGUUGGCAACAGUGAAGUACCUGCCACUCCAGCCUCGCAUCAUUAAGUUGACCAAAGGUUCUGAUGGAUAUGGCUUUAUGCUCAGAGAGGAACCCAAACAAACAGGACAUUUCAUUAAGGAUAUUGACAAAGGCAGCCCGGCACAAAAAGCAGGUCUAAAGGAAAUGGACAGGAUGGUGGCUGUGAAUGGCAUGGAGGUGGACAACAGCAGCCAUGAGCAGGUAGUGGACAAGAUCAAGCAAAGUGGAGACAACUGCUGCUUACUUGUGGUGGACAAAGACACAGACCAAAUUUACAAGAAGGGAAAAGUGUCUCCUAUGCUCUUCUGGGAGGAAAUGAAAGAGUCCAACUCACCGCCCAGUUACACAGAGGCUAUGAAAAUGCCUGCUUCUGUUCAACCAUCCACAUCUGCUCAAGAGAAGGAAAAGGAUCUGAGGCCUAAAUUGUGUAAGAUGGAGAAAACCUCUGCUGGCUAUGGCUUCCACCUAAAUGGCGUUGAGGGUGUGUUUGGUCAACACAUCCAGAAGGUGGUGAAGGGCGGAGCAGCAGACGUGGCAGGUCUGGAGGAUGAUGACAUUGUCGUGGAGGUAAACGGGGUAAACGUGGAGCAGAGCACCCAUGCAGAGGUGGUGGAAAUGAUCCACAAAAGUGGCAACUCUCUGGAGAUGCUGGUAGCGAACAAGAGCGUCUACAAACAGCUUAAAGCAAAAGGAGUGACUAUCGCACCUCGGCUGCUUGAGGGAACAACCAACAGUCAAAUCCACACUGCAGACACUCCAGAAAUGAGCAAGUCGACACAGAAGGAGGCCUGGUCUGAAACUCCACCUCAAGCAGAAAAACAGAGG